ACCUAUAAAACCUGAUGGCAUUCUAGCUCUCACAACAGUUACCAAUUUUCCAACAACAGUGCACGAGUUUAUUCGGUUCGCGUUUUUUUUCUCUUUCUUACUCUCGUUUCAUUUUACGUAUCGUGUUGUGUGAACGGUGUUAGUGCUGCAAUUAUGUCUACAGUUAAAGUUUCGUUAUUGAUUUGUUUAUUGGCUCUGGCGAAUGUAAAUGUGCAAUCGUUACCGCAAGUACCGAAUGGAGCUCCUUUGCCACCGUACCCGACCGGAGCACCUCUGCCACCACCGUUCCCGACCGGAGCUCCUUUACCGCCGCCAUUCUCUAGACCAGCAUUUCCGCCACCUCCACCGGGUACCUUUGUACCAAUCAUUCAACAAAACUUCGAUAUAAAUCCAGACGGCGCUUACACGUUCGGAUAUCAAUCAGCUGAUGGAAGCGUGAGACAAGAAAGUGGAUCGGUGAGGUACCCGAAUGUACCAGGAGUCGAACCAAUUCUCGCUGUCCAAGGCUCGUACGCUUAUACUGCUCCCGAUGGUCAACAAAUUGAAGUACAAUAUAUCGCAGAUGAAAACGGUUUCCAACCUUCUGGACCUUACGUACAUCCAGCCAUUCAAAAAGCUGUCGCUCUUCAAGUAGCAGAGGCGAAAGCACAAGCAGGAUUACCACCGAAUGUGAACGGAGGUAUUCCACGUCCGUUUCCACCGCCACCAUUCCCCAGCCCGUUCCCAUCUCCUUUACCUUACAGACCAAAUCGCCGAUAGGAUGGAAACAGAAACAAGUUGAAUAAUAAACAAGCCCCAUAAAUGAGACUCUACAAGCUGUUAGCUGAUGAAAUAUCUACCUACAUUUUUUUUCUAUUUUUUACAAUUUUAAAUAUGAAAUGAAAUACGUACAUUGUAGGUACUUGCUUAAGUUCAUAAUGAAGUAGGUCAGAUUUUCGUUUAAAUUUGUUUAUUGUAUUACUUGUAAGUAAUACGUAUUAAUUAUCGAAAUCAUCGAGUGAAUUUUACUCGACUGUGAAUGCAUUUUUUAUAGGUUUAAAUUGCUCAAUUUUAAAUUUUUUUACCAAUUGUAAUUUUAUAUUGUUACCAGAUUUUUUUCUCUCAAUUGUGCCUUAUAAUGUUUUAAGAUUUUUAAUACGAGAGUUAUACCAUUUUUAAUAAUAUUUUUACUUAAUACAAUAUAAUUUUAUAUAAA
Planococcus citri (citrus mealybug) is the source of this 1195-nucleotide messenger RNA. RefSeq names its product endocuticle structural glycoprotein SgAbd-9-like. Lineage: Eukaryota; Metazoa; Arthropoda; Insecta; Hemiptera; Pseudococcidae. The transcript is spliced from 4 exons. The record is from RefSeq and is a predicted model, not a curated record. The coding region runs from base 154 to 759 and encodes 201 amino acids. Gene Ontology annotation, cellular component: chitin-based extracellular matrix. Gene Ontology annotation, molecular function: structural constituent of chitin-based larval cuticle.